Messenger RNA from Dunckerocampus dactyliophorus (ringed pipefish), 4022 nucleotides. RefSeq names its product cholinergic receptor, muscarinic 5b (gene chrm5b). Gene Ontology annotation, molecular function: G protein-coupled serotonin receptor activity; G protein-coupled acetylcholine receptor activity. The transcript is spliced from 3 exons. The coding region runs from base 760 to 2283 and encodes 507 amino acids. NCBI's taxonomy places the organism in Eukaryota, Metazoa, Chordata, Actinopteri, Syngnathiformes, Syngnathidae. Gene Ontology annotation, cellular component: synapse; plasma membrane; dendrite. The record is from RefSeq and is a predicted model, not a curated record. Gene Ontology annotation, biological process: chemical synaptic transmission; adenylate cyclase-inhibiting G protein-coupled acetylcholine receptor signaling pathway; G protein-coupled receptor signaling pathway, coupled to cyclic nucleotide second messenger.
CUACUCCACCACCUCAUCACCUUUUCCUCUCUCCUCUUCCAUGUUGCUCAGUACCCUGGUACAGGAUGAGGCUUCCAGCCACAUGGGCUUUGCCUCCAAUAGUGGAGAAUCAGCGUCGUUGAUGAGAACAACAGUUCACCCAGCAACCAUCCAAAGAAUAAAGAAGCCUUGCAAGCGGCAAAAAGUCACAGUAGCAGCCUUGAGGGUCGACGGUGAAGUUGCUCAGGCUUUGGCGGCACCGACAAUGAGAGGAGCAGUUCCCCGUCGAAUUGUAGAAUAAAAGGUUUGAACAGUACCAACGUGGCCCCUAGGCUACAGAAAACAGCUGUUGCAUCUUGUCCCUGGACCGCUCGGCACGUUACAGCACAAUGACAUUAAAGCUCCUUAGCAACUGAUGAGGACGUGCAACGUCGGGAUGACCAGCCUGUAUUUGACAAGUGUGUUUUUCACCUCGUUGGAGAGACGAGCGGGGAGGUCAGCGAGAGGGAUCAGGGGAGGGGGCCAAAGAGCCGGCGAGGGAAGGUGUGAAGCGAACGCUCAGAGAGGGAAUCAAAGCGCUACAGUGGGAACGGCAUAAAGCCGCAGGGAGUCGGAAACUCAGCCAGACUGAAGAAAAAAAAAAAGUCAACGGUAUCAAAGAACUGGCCAAACGCCCGUUUACUGAAGGAGGAUUGUCUUUUGCAGACAAAGCCACAAGGGGACAACAGGAGACGGCCCUAGUCAUCUGUCAACAACAACCUGAACAAAAAGCACACCAUCAUGGAUGUAGAUCCCUCGAACGGCACUUUUGACAACAGUACGCACAUCUCCUCUGCUCCCCACAGCCUUUGGGAGGUCAUUACCAUAGCAACUGUCUCUGCCAUUGUCAGUGUGAUAACUAUUGUCGGUAAUGUUUUGGUCAUGGUGUCCUUCAAAGUAAACAGCCAACUGAAGACGGUGAACAACUAUUACCUGCUGAGUUUGGCCUUUGCAGACCUCAUCAUAGGAGUGUUGUCUAUGAACUUGUACACCACGUAUAUUCUGAUGGGCUACUGGUCCUUAGGAAGCCUUGCAUGUGAUCUCUGGCUCGCAGUGGAUUAUGUAGCCAGCAAUGCUUCCGUUAUGAAUUUACUUGUGAUCAGCUUUGACAGAUACUUCUCCAUCACAAGGCCGCUGACUUACAGAGCUAAGAGGACUCCAAAGAGGGCGGCCAUCAUGAUAGGCCUCGCAUGGUUGGUCUCGUUUGUCCUCUGGGCACCACCCAUUCUUUGCUGGAAGUACAUCGUGGGAGAAGAGAAGGAAUCGGUGGACGAAUGCCAGAUUCAGUUUUUAACAGAGCCGGUGAUAACAUUCGGGACUGCCAUUGCUGCUUUCUACAUCCCCGUCUCUGUCAUGACGAUUCUUUACUGCAGGAUCUACAAGGAAACCCAAAGACGCACAAAGGAUCUGGCAGAGCUGCAAGGACUCGCGACUGAUCAUGUCCAAGAGGGAGCUAAACCGCAGAAAACUAUUAUUCACUCUUGUUUCAAUUUCACCAGAGAGAGGAGAGACAGGAGCCAGGCCUCCUGGUCCUCGUCGAACCAAAGCAAUGCCACGAAAACCACCACAAGAUCGGACGAAGCGUGGGUCAAAGCCGACCAGAUCACAUCCUUCAACAGCUACUCCUCAUCCGACGAGGAGGAGCCUCACGCUUCCAUUGAGACCCCGCAGGGAUCGUUGAGAGAGAAAAGUCAAUCUGAUAAGAAUGGCCAAGUGACUGACUACACAGAAGAUCAGUAUUCGUAUUCAACGCCUUCAAAAAAGAGCAGUAAAAAAUGCAUUUCUUACAAGUUCACGCCUGCUCCAAAGGCUGAAAAAGGAAGCCCUGCUAGGGCUUCUCCUCGCCUUCCAGAAACCGAGGAGAAAAACGCCUCCCCUUCCUCCUCCACUGCCUCCAAACCCAUGGACCCGGUCCUGAAGAACCAGAUCACCAAGAGGAAGAGAAUGGUUCUGGUGAAGGAGAAAAAGGCGGCACAGACCCUCAGCGCCAUCCUCCUGGCAUUCAUCCUCACGUGGACGCCGUACAACAUCAUGGUGCUCAUCUCCACGUUCUGUGCCAAGUGCAUCCCGACGUCCCUGUGGCACCUGGGCUACUGGCUGUGCUACGUCAACAGCACUGUCAACCCCAUGUGCUACGCCCUGUGCAACAAGACCUUCCAAAAGACCUUCCGCAUGCUUCUGCUGUGCCAGUGGAGGAGGAGGAGAGGCGAGGACAAGCUGUACUGGUGUGGACAGAACCCAAACGCUAACAAUAAAAUGACUUGAUGGAUCAUGUGAGCCAUGGAAAGGGGCUGGAGCCUAGCCCAGCUGAUUGGUGGACACCCAAUACUGGUUGCCAGUCGGUUACGGGGCGCUCAUUAAUGGGGCAUUGAGUGGGACUCAAUCCCACACUAGUUCUACAAAAGUCAGCUAUGUGGACCACUACACUACCAGUUCACAUUAGCUACUUUUGUUGACACGUUGAUGUUACUGAUGUAGUUUGUGAUCAGCAUGAAGUGCUGCAUGUGAUUUAUUUUUUGUGACAUACAUGUUGGUCGGUGCAAAAUGAAGUUUAAGUUAUGGUACUAAACAUGGUGGCUGGAAGGUGCCGCUAGAAGACAGUGGCAGUAUUUUACUCAUACAGCGGUGGAUGAGGAAUUUAUUUACCAAACUUCAGAAAGUGUUUGUAAAAAAUAUAUUAUAAUCAUGUUUUAAUAUAAACACUACACCACAAAUGAUGCUAUUUCCAUCCAUCUUCUACGCCGCUUAUCCUCAUUGGAGUCGCGGGGGUGUGCUGGAGCCUAUCCCAGCUGACUCGGGGCGAGAGGCGGGGUACACCCUGGACCACGCCAGCCUGUCGCAGGGCACAUAUAGACAAACAAUCAUUCACACUCACAUUCAUACCUAUGGACAACCUAACAUGCAUGUUUAUGGAAUGUGAGAGGAAACCCACGCACGCACGGGGAGAACAUGUAAACUCCAAAUAGAGAUGCCCUAGCGGAGAUUCAAACCCAGGUCUUCCCGAUUUCCUGACUGUGUGGCCAACAUGCUACCCACUCGGCCGCCGUCCGACAAAUAAUGCUACUUAAUAAAGAAUAUAGAGUGCAUUAUAAUAUGUAUUAAAAUGGAUAUAUAAAAAUGAUGUAUUUUUUUUUGUGGAUAUUAUUCCCCCAUUUUGAAUAGAUUCACGCAAAUAUCAUCCUAACACAUGACACAUGGGGGAGGGCACUACCUGUGGAAAUACGGUACUUUUUAUUUUUAUUUUUACAUUUUAUUAAGUUAAUGUAAUGAAAAAGAAUCUAAUGUGAUGUUUGAAUGUAAUUGACAUCUGAUGUAUUAAAAAAAGAAAUCAAAUCCAUAUAUUUAUUGUGCCAUUUGACACAAAUUCUAGAAUCAUAUUAAAAUGUGUGGCAAGCUCACCUGCACUGUAAAUAUAUACAUAGAAGGAUUUAUUUAGGUUUAUGAGUUUGUACAUUUACUUAGUGUUUAUCAAUGGUUGCAGUUGACGUUUUGUUCCAAGGGCUAACUGUUGCUCUGUAUUACUUUUACAGUUUCAAUGUGAUAUUCAUAUUACAGUACAGAAAAACAAAAGGUGUUGAGAUCUAUCCUAGGCUCCAUUUCAGCAUAAUGACACCUGUUAUGACUCUCUGAUGGAUGUCUGAUGCUGUGUAUAUAAAAGUUGCACUAUGUCAUGUGAUGAUGUCACGUCAAACUCUGUGCCUUCUGUUCGGCUCAGAGGUGAAACACUUUUCUUGUGACUGAAUCUGUGGUAAUUGUCUGUGCAGUUAUAUUAAAGUGGGUCUGUAUGUGUUAAUAUGACAUAAUAGUGAAAUACAAACACAAUAGCUGGAUUACAAUUUUGUCCACUUUAACAUUGACUCUGGCCUGAUUUGUACAGUUUAGGUCCUGUUUGUGCCAUUUUGCUAUGUAAGUCCUAAUUAGGCCUGUCGCGAUAAAACAAUUUGCUGUUCGAUAAUUGUGCUAUUAUCGGCGAUAAUCGAUCUUAUCGAUAACAUUUUUGAGAC